Sus scrofa (pig) is the source of this 981-nucleotide messenger RNA. The record is from RefSeq and is a predicted model, not a curated record. NCBI's taxonomy places the organism in Eukaryota, Metazoa, Chordata, Mammalia, Artiodactyla, Suidae.
GUUCUGGAGGAGUUUAUUGUUAAAUUGUAUAUCUAUUUCAUGGCAAAAGGCAAUUAUUCAACGAUCACUGAGUUCAUCCUUUUGGGUCUCACAGAUAAUCCAGAGCUCGAAGCCAUUCUCUCUUGUGUUUUCCUACUGAUGUACUUGGUUGCCGCCUUGGGAAAUCUUGGUUUGAUUGUGCUAAUUCAAAUCAGUCCUCAACUUCAUACACCCAUGUAUUUUUUCCUCUGUCACCUGGCUUUUGUUGAUUUUUAUGGUACUUCUUCCAUCACUCCCAACACCCUUGUAAACUCUUUACGUGAAAUUAAAAGUGUGUCGUUUUAUGCAUGUGCCACUCAAGUGUGUUGCUUUAUCACAUUUUCAGUUUGGGAACUAUUGAUGCUGUCUGUCAUGGCUUAUGAUCGUUAUCUGGCCAUCUGCCAUCCAUUACUCUAUGUAGUUCUCAUGCCUAGGAAGCUCUGCAUUCAAAUGGUCACAAGCUCUUAUAUUUGUGGGUUCACUGUGGGACUCGUCCAAGCAGUGGCUACCUUCCACAUGUCCUUCUGUGACUCUAAUGUGAUCAAUCAGUUCUACUGUGAUGACGUGCCCUUGAUUGCUCUGGCCUGCUCUGACACGUGAUUCAAAGAACUGAUGGUGUUAUUCAUUGCAGGGUUCAAUGUUUUUUGUUCUCUUAUCAUUGUUCUCAUAUCCUAUGUAUUCAUUGUCUUUGCCAUCUUAAGGAUCCCUUCUUCUGUAGGAAGACAGAAAGCCUUUUCUACCUGUGCCUCUCACUUACUUUCUAUUACUAUAUAUUAUGGGACUCUCAGUUUUAUGUACCUGCAGCCCAAGUCAAGCCACUCACUAGGUAAAGACAAAUUUGCCUCAGUAUUCUAUUCAAUAGUGAUUCCCAUGCUAAACCCAUUGAUCUACAGCUUGAGGAAUCAGGAGGUAAAAAAUGCUUUGAAAAAAAUUAUCGAAAAAGUGCAUUCUAGUCAUCAUUGA